Cyclopterus lumpus (lumpfish) is the source of this 2131-nucleotide messenger RNA. RefSeq names its product inhibitor of DNA binding 4 (gene id4). Gene Ontology annotation, biological process: negative regulation of transcription by RNA polymerase II; cell differentiation; circadian regulation of gene expression. Gene Ontology annotation, cellular component: cytoplasm; nucleus. Bases 382 to 807 code for a protein of 141 amino acids. NCBI's taxonomy places the organism in Eukaryota, Metazoa, Chordata, Actinopteri, Perciformes, Cyclopteridae. The transcript has 3 exons. The record is from RefSeq and is a predicted model, not a curated record. Gene Ontology annotation, molecular function: protein dimerization activity; transcription regulator activity.
GGCAGACCACCGCAGCGCGCACAGAAUGAGACACGCCUUUUUCUCGGCUCCGUUGUUGGGUCGGUGGGCAGCGGGGCUGCCGGUGAUUGACCAGCUCCUCUCCCUCGAUCUGUCAGCCGUCGGGCUUGGCACCUCCCCUCUCCUCUAUAAAUGUAGGGAAUCUAUUCGCUCCCUUCACACCGAGCCUGCCGAAGUACGAGGAACUGCGCGGCUCCGCGGGAUGUGUUGACAAGACUACAAUUCCGCCUUUCGGUCGUUUUUUUUGUAUUCCCUUCGCGUAUUUCAUCUGUAUGCACGGCAGCUUUGUGUCUCUAAACACCUUUCCUGCUACCAGAGACGUUCUUCCCCCCCGCGUUGUCUCCGAGCCGUUGGUUUUCUAAGAUGAAGGCUGUUACUCCGGUCCACCCCCAGGACUCCUCCUCCGGCGGCAGCCCGCUCUCGCUGCACUAUCUGUCGAAGCAGAGCUUUAACAUCGCCCGGUGCAGGGUGGAGGAGGAGGACCUGUUCUGCCUGCAGUACGACAUGAACGACUGCUACAGCCGGCUGAAGCGCCUCGUGCCCACCAUUCCGCAGGAUAAGAAAGUCAGCAAAGUGGAGAUCCUCCAGCACGUCAUCGACUACAUCCUGGACCUGCAGCUGGCCCUGGAGACGCACCCAUCGCUCCACAAACAGCAGCCACAGCGGACCGGGACCUGCCCUCCCCCGGCCUCCAACCCGAGUCGCACGCCGCUGACGGCGCUCAACGUCGACCAUCACCAGAGGACGUCAAUAGUCAAAAAGCCGGAGGACUCUAUUUUAUGCCGCUGAGAUACAAGCACUGCACUGGUGUGUAGGCCCGCACAGAGCCACUCCAAAGCUGACAAAGCUUCACCAGGGACUCACCCCCAACUGGAGGCACCCAUCACGGGGAUUUGGAAAAAUAAAUAAUACUAAUAAAACGCCGGGAGGAAUUCAACCCAAAUAAAAUCACCACUCAUUUCAGCUUUUUUUUGUUUUGGUUCCAUCGAACAAGGGAGUCAGUAUGUAGACUUCUCCUCGUCUCCUCGACCCGUCACUCACGGAAUCCCCCACGCCGGAGACGUUUCUGGUCGGAAUCGGGCGAUGAAACUGUCUGUGAAUUGUGCUUAAAGAAUAACUAAAAAGGACUCCAGUUUAAAGCUUUACUAAACUGCUAUAAAAAAAAAAAAAAAGAAAAGAAAAUGGUUGUACAUGUUUUGGACAUCUAUUGUUUCAAAUAGAUGAUUUGUGUUGAACAGGGGGCGUCAUCCCCUGGAGCUGUAAAAUGUUUGAUAUUGUAAAGAAGAACGAUUUUCUGAUUCGAGACGAUUAAGAAUGUACAUAUAUAGAGACACAAAUGUUCUAUAAAAGUAUGUGGAAGGAAGACAGAUAUGCUCAAAAUAGACUAUUGUAAUUAUAAGAUAUUUUUAUUAAAAACCUUUUUUUUGUUGUCGUUAUGUAAAUAUGGUGUUUCGACCUUUUUGAGUCUCUUCGUGGAUGGUUAUGCUCUGCCGAUAAUGUCCUCACAUGAUGAUAUCAGCUAUAACUCUUUGUUGUUUUGGAAUAGUUGAAUAUGUAGCAUGUCCGGCUCCCUGCGGAGACGUUGCACUGAAGCAGCCGUCCCUUCGGGGUGGAGGAAAACACACGUUCUUCUCAUGGUUCUCUCUUCAAUUGUUUUGUACUCAUUAACUUUGACGACUUUGACCCCGCUUGGAGCACCGGGUUCGCUCUGCUGUUUUAUUUUUUUAUUUUUUAUUGAUUCUGUUACAUUGCACUCUUUGUUUAAAAAAAGAACUAUUUGAGCGCUACAGGCAGCGUUGUGACACCUUUUCAAAAAGAACGUGUCACAGCUUCUCCUUGAGAAGUUAAUAACUCUGGUUAUGAAUUAUGAAAUAUGUGAACAUUACCAGACUCCUUCUGGACGACGUGUCUUUAGACGUGAAGUGACGCAGAGAGAGAGAGAGAGAAAGACGCCUUUUUAUUUUUCAUCGUGACAUCGAACGCCGGCUUUACCUCACCGCCCUCCUGCCAGUGUGAGAGGGCACUUGUACAUUUCUGUCAGCUGCACUGUUGGACUCGACCUUCACUGGCUGGUGAGGAGUUGUCAAAAACAAUUAAAGUUUCCAGGAAAGAA